AUCCCACCGAAGCGAGAUUUUGCUUCGUCGGAUUUUCCCCUUGGCCAAUCCUGAUCUGCGAUUCCAGUUCGACAAACUUCCCCAAUCGCCCCUGCCGGCGCGCAUGGCAACCGCAACCACCACCUCGCCGCCGGCGCCGUCAAAGCCCACCCUCCUAGGUGGUGUCCGGGGCCUAGACGCGGCCGUGUCUCUCCGCCUGCACGCCCUCUUCGGCCCGGUGCCGCGCCUCCUCCUCAAGGCGCUCGAGGUCGCUGGCGACGGCCGCAUCUGGCUGCCUGUCCCCAUCUCCCUGCUCCUCCUCUCCGCGUCCCCGGCCAACCCGAUCCUGGCAGGCCUUGUUGCUGGCCUCGUGCUGGACCUCAUCCUCGUCGGCCUCGUCAAGGUCGUCGUCCGCCGCCCGCGCCCGGACUACAACGCCAAGGACAUGUACGUCGCCGUCGCCGCCGACCACUGGUCUUUCCCCAGCGGCCACUCCUCCCGCGCCUUCCUCGUCGCCUCCUUCCUCGCCGCCGCCGGCUUCCGUCCCCGCGAGGCGCUCUUCCUCUGGGCCACCGCGACGUCGGCGUCCAGGGUGCUCCUUGGCCGGCACUACGUCCUCGACGUCGUCGCUGGGGCUUGCCUCGGCGUGUUCGAGGCCUGGCUCAGCAACUUGCUCUUGAGAUUCAUGUGCGCUCAAAGCACCUUUCUUUUAUGCUAAUCCUUGUUGUUAUUGUACCACCACGAAUCCGCCACAUUGUGUAUGAUACAACAUUGCUGUCUGUUAUUGCGAAGUUGCAAUUUUGGUAAGCAUUUCAUCAGGCAUUUAGUGUGGCGGUCUUACACAAGCUUGUCUGCACCCUCUGGUUCGCUUGUAAUUGCUUUGCUCUCAAUACAAAGCCUGUUAACGUGUCUUUCAGAAGAAAAAUAUGGUAAGCAAUUGAAGUUUGCUGAGCA
Molecule: messenger RNA, 933 nt
Organism: Sorghum bicolor (sorghum)
Lineage: Eukaryota; Viridiplantae; Streptophyta; Magnoliopsida; Poales; Poaceae
Product: probable lipid phosphate phosphatase beta
Exons: 1
Coding region: 104-697 (197 amino acids)
Molecular function (GO): sphingosine-1-phosphate phosphatase activity
Source: RefSeq, a predicted model, not a curated record